AUGGAGUUCGUCGACGUCUCGCAGCUGUUGCUCCUCCUGUCGUGCAUUCUCUGCCUCAUCGCUAGUGCAGCGGUCAAGCCUCAAGCCGUCUGUCCGAGCGCAAAGGUACUGAUUCCAUCGUCGUCCAGUGGAGGUGGAGCCACGGUUGCCUUGAACCACAGGCACGGCCCGUGCUCGCCGCUUCCCACAAAGGAGGCGCCUACGUUGGAGGAUCUGCUCCGCCGCGACAAGGUUCGAGCCGCCUACGUCCAGCGCCGCCUCGGCGGUAUCCAGCAAUCGGAGGUCAGCGUGCCGACUGAACUGGGAUACACCGUGGGCACCCUGGAGUAUCUGAUCACCGUCGGCCUCGGCUCCCCGGCGGUUCAGCAGACCGUGAUUGUGGACACAGCCAGCGACGUGUCAUGGGUGCACUGGCGCACCUCGGGCGGCUACGACCCCAGCAAGUCGACCACCUACGCGGCGAUCUCCUGCAGCUCCGCGGAAUGCUCGCAGCUCGGCGAGGCGGGAAACGGCUGCAUGAGCUCCGACUGCCAGUACGUGGUGCAUUACAGCGACGGGUCGAGCACCGCCGGGACAUACGGCUCCGACACGCUGGCGCUAGCGGGCUCGGGCUCGGGCUCGGCGACAGUCGUCAGCAACUUCCAGUUUGGGUGCAGCCGUGACGAGACGGGGUUCGAUGACCUAACCGACGGGCUCAUGGGCCUCUCCGGCUUCCUGACUCUCGGCGCGCCCAGCAACACGUCGGGAUUCGCGACGACGCGGAUGGUAGGAUCCGAAGCGGAGGCGACGUUCUACUUCGUCGUCCUCCAGGGCAUAAUCGUGGCCGGAAAUCAACUCAGUCUACCACCCACCGUCUUCUCCGCCGGGACGUUCAUGGACUCCGGCACCGUCGUCACGCGGCUACCACCAACGGCGUACCAGGCCCUCUCGUCGGCGUUCAAGGCCAACAUGACGCAGUACCCUGCUGCGCCGCCGAGGAGCCUCAUGGACACGUGCUUUGACUUGGCUGGCCAGGAGAAAGUCAUGAUACCGUCCGUCGCGCUGGUAUUCGACGGGGGCGCUGUUGUCUACCUCGAUGCCAACGGUAUCAUGCUGGAGAACUGCCUCGCGUUCGCGCCUAUAGACGAUGACGGCAUGCACGACAUUAUCGGCAAUGUGCAGCAGCGUACCUUUGAGGUGCUCUACGGUGUCGGCCAGGGUGUCGUCGGGUUCAGGCCCAACGCGUGCUGA
Molecule: messenger RNA, 1230 nt
Organism: Aegilops tauschii subsp. strangulata
Lineage: Eukaryota; Viridiplantae; Streptophyta; Magnoliopsida; Poales; Poaceae
Product: aspartyl protease family protein At5g10770-like
Biological process (GO): proteolysis
Molecular function (GO): aspartic-type endopeptidase activity
Source: RefSeq, a predicted model, not a curated record